This is a messenger RNA of Alligator sinensis (Chinese alligator), 4012 nucleotides long. RefSeq names its product butyrophilin subfamily 2 member A2-like. Lineage: Eukaryota; Metazoa; Chordata; Crocodylia; Alligatoridae. The record is from RefSeq and is a predicted model, not a curated record. The coding region runs from base 1029 to 2462 and encodes 477 amino acids. Gene Ontology annotation, molecular function: protein binding. The transcript is spliced from 12 exons.
GUGAGUUAGAGCCAGCAUUUUGUUUUCAGUAGAUUUGUGGCGGGGACGGAGGUUAGCUGGCGGCCGUAAAGAUUUCCUGAAAAACCCCAAAUCUCAGGUUUUUCUAUGGCAAACGGUUUCUAGGUGCCUGCUGACCAGCCGGUUUGCUCCAGCUCCAGCUGCGCUGCGUGUGCCCUGGCGUGCUGCACGCGGCGCACACGAGCUGCCCGUGCGCAGACGGCGGCUGCCGCCCAGCCUCCGCAGUGCCGAUGAAGUCAGGUCAGGACGCCCUGGUUCCCUUGCCAGCUUUUGUUCUGCUCGUUACAAGGCACGAGCACAAUGUCUAGUGUCCUGGGGAUUCACUACUUGUAGCCCAGAAAGGAAGGCGGCUGUUUCUUGAAGCAGGCUCGUACGCUGAGAGUUGAAACUGCUCCAGGUUUGCUGUCUCCGCUGCUUUCGUUUUCUACCUGACACACACUGCGAGACGAAGGGACGCCCAUCAGUCUGAGGGGGAAAGAAAAGAGUAGCCCUUUGCAACUGAGCUGGAAAGGCUGCGAUCUGCUGCUUUGCAGCCACACUCAACUGAAAUAGAGAUUUAUUGAAAAAAUCAGUGACCCUGACAAAAACAGCGGAAGCCGUUUGAAGGGGCCGAUGGGCGCUGAGGAUUGAAAGCUUUCUCAGAUGUUGCUACCAGACUUGAAGAAAAGUGCUCAGUGCCCAAAACCUUAUCCAGCGUCUCUUCCAACGAUACAAUCAGUCCAGUAAAAGUUGAACAAAAGGAGAUUUUUUGCAGAUUGGUUCCUGUUUCUGAUCAAUCCCAGUUUUCUGAUCAAAGGAUAGAAUGGUUUGAGAGAUCUGCCGGGUGCUGAUUGACCACUCAGUAAGGGUCAGCUGCAUGUAAGGAUGCAGGUCAGGAGCCUACCUGAGCUUUCCAGAGAUGGCCCAGGUGUGAGAGGGAGAAGGACCGGAGUGAGAAGAACACCUAGAGAACCAACUCCUCUCUCUUUGUACUUGCGUCAAAAAUAAUUUAAGAUACAACAGAAAAGAAGAUGACUUCCUCCUUGUGGUAUAGCUCCAUGGCUAGCACCUCCAUCCCUGGUUUGAUCAUUUUCUGCACUUCCUUUUACAUCCAGAAGUUGGAAUCAGCCCAGUUCAGUGUAAUUGGACCUGAUCAACCAGUCACUGCUGUUGUGGGACAGGACAUCAUACUAUCCUGCCACCUGUCCCCCAGAAUGAGUGCUGAGAACAUGGAAGUGAGAUGGUUCCAAAAUAACUUUGAAACUUAUGUCCAUCUGUACCGUGAUGGGAGAGAUUAUUAUGAACAACAGAUGCCCAAAUAUCAGAAAAGGACAGAGCUGCUGAAAGAUGGCAUCAUGGAUGGAAACAUUUCCUUGAAGAUCCUUAAUAUUGAACGUGCUGAUGAAGGGCAGUACAACUGUUUUGUUCAGGAUGGCAUUACUCAUGAUGAAACCAUAUUGGAUUUACAUGUUGCAGUUUUAGGUUCUGUUCCUCUCAUCUCUGUGGAAGAUUACCAGGAUGGAGGGAUCCAUGUGGUUUGCCAAUCAGCCGGCUGGUUCCCAGAGCCCAAGUUGGUAUGGAGAGAUCCCAGUGGGCAGCAUUUACCAUCAGUUUCUGAAACAAAAGCUCAAAAGGACAAUGGCUUGUUUGAAGCAGCAACUUCUAUUGUUAUAAAAGAAUAUACUAACUCAAGUUUGUCAUGUUGGAUCAGAGACAAGUACCUUAGCCAAGGGAAGGAAUCAGCAGUUUAUAUAUCAGACCAAUUUUUCCCUUGGGUUAAUCCCUGGAUGGUGGCUCUGAUUGUGAUCCUGGUGAUUUUAUCUGGUUUCCUUGUCCUGAUCAUUUAUUUCUGCAAGCUAAGAAGUGACCUUCUGAGACAACUUGGGUGGAGAAGAGACGUCAUCUGUCCAGGGCUGGGAAGAACUGCGCCAGCUGUGGAGAAAGAGAAAGUGACUCUGGAUCCAGACACGGCUCAUCCUUCCCUCAUCCUGUCAGAGGAUCAAAGAAGUGUGACAUGGAAAGGGACACAGAAGCAUCUGCCCAACAAUCCUGAGAGAUUUGACUUCUGGGGCUGUGUGCUGGGCUGUGAGAAAUUCACCUCCGGGAGACACUGCUGGACGGUGGAGGUGGAAGUGGAGACAGGGAAAUUCUGGGCUGUGGGGGUUGCCAGAGAGUCUGUGGGGAGGAAGGGAGGGAUCAAAUUUAAUCCUGAAGAGGGAAUCUGGGCUGUGGGGUUGUGGGGGGGCAAGUUCCAGGCUCUUACUGCCCCUGAUCUCACGCCCCUGUACCAGAUGCCCAACAGGAUCUGUGUUUGUCUGGAUUGUGCAGGGGGGUGGGUGUCAUUUUCUAAUGGUGAUACUGAAGCCCUGAUCUUCACCUUCCUGUCAGCCUCUUUCACUAGGGAGAGAAUUCGGCCCUGGCUCUGGCUGUGGGAGGAGGGAGCUGAGAUCAGACUGUGCAAUUGAGACAGUGCACCUGUACCAGCUCUCAGUUCAGUGGUUUUCAACCUGUGGUCCACGUAAGGGGUCUGCAAAAGAUGACUACAUGUUUUGGAGGUGUUGGGCCAUAUCUCCUGCACCUAUGGAUAAAGUAUUGAUCUUAGAACUAGUGGGGAGGUGGAAGUCAUGGUAACAGGCAGGGCUUCUGGAACAGAGGCAGGGGGUCUGUUUAGCUGAGUAAGGAGCCUUAGUACCCUUUGGCCUAUCCAGGAUCCCCACUCCUAUGGGACAUGCUGGCUUCUUCCGGUUCCCUUAUAGGGGUCUACUCCCCACCUGGGCUCUACUCUUCACUCAGAGCCCUGGGAUCCUGGAUCCUCCACAUCUGCCCAAGACAGGCUAGACGCUGUCCAGGCCGCACCAGCCAAUGGUGGGUGGGAGCAGAUGUAAAUGCACAGGUUCUGGCUUGAUCCCAUAUCCCCAGUUGGAGACAUCUGAAAAAGCCCAUACUGGAGCAGGUCAAGGAUCCUGGCAAAGCAAAAAUGCAGUAUUUGGGGUUCCUCCUUCCCCAGCUGGUUCACAGCAUUCAAGGUGCCUAGCAUUGGAGGUAUAGUGGUGAGCCCAGAUGCCGUUUAAGUAGUUCACCUGGGUUCACUUCCCAGCCAGUGCAACUCCUUUUCUCUUUCUGCCACUUCUGCUUCCAAACCACAGGGGAAGGGAUGGAAGAGAAAGGUGAUCCAGAAGAAAAACAAGGAUCUCUGCAGGCCAGAGUGUAGGCUUUUCCCCAUGUCUGGGUAUUCGCCCCAGUGCCCCAAAGGUUGGAUUAGGUGAUGGGUCAGCGACAGCACCUCCCCAGCCUUGUCCUUGUUAGUGUUGUGGUGAGUGUCUCUGUUGUCCUGUGGGCACCCCGGGUUGUCUGCUGCUUUACCCACCCACCAAACCUCACCAUCUGCUCCUUGAGUUCCCACCACCAGCACUUCCCUACUGAGCAGUGUGAGGCCUCUGCGAGAUGCCCCCACUGCCGUCCAUGCUGCCCACAGCCUCCAGGGCACUGCUCCAGGUGCUUUUUGGAGUAGGCAGGUAUUUCUUGUUGGGUAGUGCAGUGGGAGCAUGCUCAAUCCAUCAGGGAGAGAUCGAUGGCUUGAAACCAUCCACUGCUAAUUUUUUCCCCCCUCGUAUGUUCUCUGGAGGUAGUUUUAACUUUUCCAUCAAUUCUGAAGCUUUGCUCCCAUUUUGAUAGAAAGGAGAGCCAAUCCCAGGUGUCUGAAUCCUCCUCUUGAUGUUUGUGAUGAAGAGAAGCAGAACAGUGCAAUUGUGGAUAAACUCAUCUGACCCCAUGGGAUGAAUGAAGGGUGCUGGGCUGCUGUGUGGGCUGCACUGUGGGUGUGCGGGUGAAUCCAUGGCAGUGCCCUGGCAAUGGGUCCAGCCUGCACACAGCAAGUGCUGGUCCCAAGGCAUGCUGUGCCUGGGGAGCAGGGGCCAGUAUGGGAUGUGUGGAAAUAAGUUUAACCAGGCCUCUUACUUGACUAAGAGGAGAGACAAAGAGAGAGAAAGAGAAGAGAAAAAGAUGUUGAUGUUUC